Molecule: messenger RNA, 2163 nt
Organism: Verticillium nonalfalfae
Lineage: Eukaryota; Fungi; Ascomycota; Sordariomycetes; Glomerellales; Plectosphaerellaceae
Exons: 6
Coding region: 1-2163 (720 amino acids)
Source: RefSeq, a predicted model, not a curated record
AUGGGAGAAGAGGGAGGCCAGUUCGAGUCAGCCCAGCGGCAUCGCAAGAGGAAGCGCGAUAACAUGGCUGACAAGGACGGACUGCAAUACAAGCCACUCAACGUGAAGCUUCACUUACUGAGAAGCCCUCUCAAGGAGGACGACGCCAGCUCGGACACCUUGUCAGUCGGGCUGCAAACCCUCAUCCCAGCAGUUGUUAAGCCUUGGGGUUACCGGUAUCAGGCGAAAGAGGAGCCUGUUUUUUCGAGAAACAAUGAAGCGACAAACUUGGAAGUGUUUUACGACCUGUUUCUGGCUGCUGUGAGCCCCUGCUUGAACUUGUUCAACAAGAAUCAACAAGUCACGAGCUUACGAGGCCUAGUCGCAUACGCCGGCUUCUUCUCCCUGAUGUGGACGACCUGGUUCCAGACCGGUUGCUUCGACGUUCGCUUCAUCACAGAUAGCGUCUUUGAACGAUGCGCCAGGGCAGUUCAUCUGGGCGUCCUGGUUGGUUUCGCUGUUGUUUCGCCCAACUUUGACCCCAGCGAGCAGGAUCCGCAGGUGUUCAAGACGUUUUCGUUCAUCCUGAUGGUGUCCAGGCUGUGUCUGGCACUCGAGUACGGCAUGGUCCUUCUCCAUGUCCGUCACUACACCAGAGCAAGAGUUCCGCUGCUUGUUCUGGUGGUCUCCAACUCAGUGGCCGCAUUCAUUUACUUUGGACUUGCGUUCCUUUUCGACAGAGCGCAUAGUAGCAUCUUUUACAUGUGGUACGGUAUUGCAUUUUUCGAAGUGGCCUCAAAUGCCGUGCUCUCGAUCUUCUACUCGAUCCUGAGCUUCCAGGACACACACCUCAUUCGUCGCAUCAGUCUUCUCACCCUGAUCAUUUUUGGCGAGGGUGUUGCUAUUGCAUGCGACUCGGUCACCUCUGUUGUCGAGAGUGGGCACAAUGCCUGGAGUGCGUCUCGUCUACCACGGAUGACUCCGUAUUCCAUUAGAGCCCAGCUGACGAGUGGUGCAGCCCCCAAGACGAUUGGCGUCGUGACUGCGGCUGUCAGCACUAUUUACCUCGUCUUCAUGGUCUACUUUGACUGGAUGUGUCGAUUCCAUCUCCCGCGAUGGCGGCAGCUGACUUGGACGCUGCUGCAUUUCCCGCUUCACUUGUGCAUGACUCUUUUCAUGGAGGGCGCCGCCCAAUUCAUCGUGGUUUGGAAGAUUGCAGAGAGUGAAUUGAGCCUGCUGACGGGCUUCAACCACAUGGUCAAGACCUCGGCGUUUGUCGAGUUAACAGACAGCCUGUGGAAUUUCACCAGCAACUUUACGAAACAGUACCCAGUCACGCACUGCUGGUCACAGAUCGCCAUCAAUUCAUCUUUCGAUGUCAUGCGCGACAUUGACCUCGUACAGCUCCAGGAGCAUCUGCAGACCGCAAGCCAGGAAGAGAUUGACACGGAUCCAAACCUUGUGGCAUGGGACCAGGCCGCCACGGAAGUAUUAAAAACGCUGGACAAUCUUCUUCUCCAGGCAUUCGACAUUGACUUUACGAAAGAAGCGACCAGAGAACACGCGGGAAUCAAGGCGCGGUACAUUGGCGACACGGCAGAGCUGAACAUGGAGGUGGGGAAACGCGCAUCCAAGCGGUUCCGCACUCUCUUCCAGUACACCUUUGUGUGCGCCGGCGCCUUUCUCGCGCUGUCCAACGUCCUCUACUGCAUCGCGUACAUGGGGCGAUGGACCCGUUGGGCCAAGGUGAGGGUGGCACUCAACUUUGUCAUCGCGGCGGGCAUCGCCCUCGUGGCGUGUGUGUCGCAAGACACGGAGUACUUCAACAACUACAACAAGAAACCGUUCGUCUUGAUGACGAUGCUCAUGCCGUACGUUGUCGUCCUCGUGCUGAACCAUCUGCCGCACUCUCUGUCCGUGUUUGGGAUGCCGGGGUUCCCCUGGUGGAAGCGGCUGGGCAGAGAUGUCGCGGUGACGCCGCCGAUGGAGCUGGUUCAGACUACUACACAUUAUGACCCCCGCGAGCACUUUUUGGGGUCGCCCGACUUGAUCGUCGGCCUGGGUCAGCAGUACGCCGUGCCGCAGCAGCCGCGGUCGGUGUCGGCGGCACAGGGGCCGUACGAGGCUGUGGAGCAGACUGAAGAGGAUGAGCAGUUCUACCGGGGGUAUCGGCAGGAGCAGUAG